AUGGACCAACUUGCUCCCGAAUUGGUGGACCACCUCUGCCUAUUUUUGGACAUCCCAUCCCUUUGCUCCUUUCGCCUUACUUGCAGAGCAUUUGCCGUUAUCGCUGAGGAACAUCUCUUCCGCGACUUCGAGUUUCGCCUCUACCCCAACCACCAUAGACUGUAUCAGCUAGAGCAGCUGGCGGCAAGGCCCUCGAUAGCAUCUCGGCUGCGCUGCGUGUCCUUGGAAUCAGGUAUCCAGCUGGAAUAUGCCGACUACCGAUAUUGGCAGACUGGAGUAUACCACGACAAGAAGAAUGCUUGGGAACGGAGCCUUGUUGGAGCUACCAGGGACGAGUACACGCAGUUUCACGAGCGUCUUCAAGCCAGGUUCACCACGGACCUGGCUCGUCGAUAUGAUCUGUACCGCUGGCACCUCGAUCAACAAGCAGCAUCCAUGGCUGAAUCACGAGUGAGAAACGUCUUGAUGCGUAUAAUGGGCACGCUUAAGCAGUCAAGCCCCAGUUUGCGGCUCCAGCUGAUCAUGGCCGAGCCUCAAAUCCUGCUGGAAGAGCUUGAGGCGUUCGAUCCUGAGAAAUACGCCAACGACAAACCCUAUGAUCCCGAUCCGCGCCGCAGAGUCGCAAAUCGUCGACAGCAUUGCCUGGAUCAUUUUAUCAAUUUCCUCCAGGCGGCCAAACUUUCGGGUUGUGAAGUGGCUGAUCUCACAGCCAUCGAUAUCCCGCAGCAACUUCUCACCGUCGAUACCAUCCACGGCUCUCAAGUGCUGGAAGAGACCUUCCAAGGGCUGAAGAGACUCUGUAUGAAAAUCAGCUCUUUUCCUCACAGUGACUGGCUUUCUCGAAGCGGUACUGGAGAGAUCUACUUCGGUGGGAGGAAUUUGGCCGCAAGAAGGCUGAGGAUGUUGUUGAAUCAUCCCUCGGAGCUGGAGCACUUGGACCUAGAAUUCCCACCAGGUCUCGAGGCCGAGUACUCGUUCGAUCUUUUUGAUAGGACGAACAUCGACCGCUUCCCCCGGUUGUGGUUGCCGCACCUCAAGUCUCUUACACUUAGUCUUUUCAGAUGUACUUGGGCUGACUUGGCGGCCCUUCUGGACGAGGGUAAGAAUCUCAAGUCAUUGGCAAUGAAGGACUGUCGGCUUGAAACAGGGUCAUUGAUAGAUUUGCUUGAGCAUCUCCGCAGGCGGCGUCUUCCGAGGGUUCAGUUGCUUGGAACCUGGUACGUGGAUGAGGACUGCGGUGAAUGGCAUUCUCACAGUGAAGAGGAUUUCACAAGUUGCUUCGCUGCGAACUCGUACGAAGGUCCCUAUGCUCGAGCAGGGGUUACACAGCCUUACGCAGGAAAAUCUUGUUGCGUUAGCAACAGCACGGUCGAUACUAAUCAUGCGGUCCCCUCAACAUACACCUGCGCCGCGGAAGAACUGGUGGAAAACGAAACGCUCAACAGACCCACACACGCCUUGAUUGGGCAGUCACUGAGCGGAGAAGAAAGUGGCAAUAUCUACCGGCCAGAACAACUGCGCUAUCCAAUCUUUGAGGUCAAGCUAGGCACGUAUCGAAUCAACUACCUAUCCAAGCCGAUGGGACAGGAAGAGAUGCGGCGCACUAUGACACUGCUCAAAUUCUGCGUGUUCUUGUACUACCUGGGCUUGGCUGGGCUGGUAGUCUAUCUCUCGCUGCUUCUCCAAUCACUUCUCUAG
Molecule: messenger RNA, 1698 nt
Organism: Fonsecaea multimorphosa CBS 102226
Lineage: Eukaryota; Fungi; Ascomycota; Eurotiomycetes; Chaetothyriales; Herpotrichiellaceae
Exons: 3
Coding region: 1-1698 (565 amino acids)
Molecular function (GO): protein binding
Source: RefSeq, a predicted model, not a curated record